Antechinus flavipes (yellow-footed antechinus) is the source of this 3257-nucleotide messenger RNA. RefSeq names its product Josephin domain containing 1 (gene JOSD1). Gene Ontology annotation, molecular function: cysteine-type deubiquitinase activity. Gene Ontology annotation, biological process: protein deubiquitination. The transcript is spliced from 5 exons. The record is from RefSeq and is a predicted model, not a curated record. Bases 686 to 1294 code for a protein of 202 amino acids. NCBI's taxonomy places the organism in Eukaryota, Metazoa, Chordata, Mammalia, Dasyuromorphia, Dasyuridae.
UCGAGCACGGGAACGCGCGCGCGCCCUCAGGGCUCGCUCCCGCUCUGCUCCUCCUCCUCCUCCUCCCUCCCCUUACCCCCCGCCCGUGCCGAGGUCUGGGCCGGGUCCGGCGGCGGAGGGCCCUAGGAGGAGCCCCAAGGAGGACAUCGGCCGCCUCUGCAGCGCUGCCCUCCUCCACCUUGGCAUGUGCUGGGCAGCGGCUCGCAGCUCCCCAAGGGAUGGAGCCCUGCCCCCAGAGGCAGGGGUGUGGUCCCUGAGGCCCGGGGCCGCCACCUGCUAGCCGACCUCCUCCCUGCUUCCCGGCUGCCUGGGGAGAUGGAAGAGAAGGAGAGGUGUGAUCCAGCCCCCUCAGCAGCCUUCAGUUAAAGUUCACUGCUUCUCCAAGCCAGCGAGAAGGGGAUGACGCUCCUGGGUUGGGGACAUUUCGGGGGGACCCAGCGCUUUAGCAGUAGAGAUAACGGCCCGAUAAACUGAAGCAGAAAGAGUUGUUUUUCUCUCGAAAAGGGGAUUUUGUUUUAAGGUUUUUGUUUCUGCUGCUGUUUCCAGCCUCUCCUCCGAGGUAAAUCAUGGCCCCUAGAGACUGAGUGAACCCCACCAAUCCCGGAAAGACCCAGGAGGCUGCAUUCUUCCUCGCAGGGGAAGGGUGGGGAGCUUCCCAGGCCUCCUCUUCCUGGAAAAUAAAAACAUGAGUUGCAUGCCAUGGAGAGGUGACAAGACCAAAUCAGAAUCAUUGGAAUUGCCCCAGCCAGCGCCCCCCCAGAUCUACCAUGAGAAGCAGCGGCGGGAGCUGUGCGCCCUCCACGCGCUCAACAACGUCUUCCAAGACAGCAAUGCUUUCACCCGGGAAACACUACAGGAGAUUUUCCAGAGGCUGUCUCCAAACACCAUGGUGACGCCCCACAAGAAGAGCAUGCUGGGAAAUGGGAACUACGAUGUGAAUGUCAUCAUGGCGGCCCUUCAGACCAAAGGCUACGAAGCGGUUUGGUGGGACAAGCGAAGGGACGUCAGCGUCAUUGCCCUCUCCAACGUCAUGGGCUUCAUCAUGAAUCUCCCCUCCAGCCUCUGCUGGGGUCCUCUGAAGCUCCCCCUCAAGAGGCAGCAUUGGAUCUGCGUCCGAGAGGUGGGAGGCACCUACUACAACCUUGACUCCAAGCUCAAGGUGCCCGAGUGGAUCGGAGGCGAGAGUGAGCUCAGGAAAUUUUUAAAACAUCAGCUCCGAGGAAAGAACUGUGAGCUUCUGCUUGUGGUCCCAGAAGAGGUGGAGGCCCACCAGAGUUGGAGGGCGGACGCGUAAUUCAGCUCCGCCUUUCUUUCCUCUUCCUCCCCGCCUUCCCCUCCCCAAGAGCCUUUGCUGUGUCGUGGCCUGUGUCGCCACAGGUCUCUCUCCUGCCCCCACAUCUUGUUGGGUUGGUUCUUCCCAGACUUGACGAUGCAGUCGAUCAGCUGGGAGGACAGCCCUUUGUUCCUGGAGAAGGACGUGAAGAUGGGGUCCGAGCUCCCGUGGGCUUGCCCGCGGAGCCGAGGAGGAAGGGUGGUCCUGGCAUUGCCGCUCUCCUUCCCUGCAGAGGUCCCGCAGCGGACCUGACCCAACCUUUGCUGGAGUUAACCGCCCGCCGCCCCUGAUCUGGAGAUGCUGCCUCCACUUUCCCUUUCCUGUCAACCUAAUGGUUCUGAAGAUACUCAUGAAGCCCAGAUGACUGGCUUGGAAGGCCAAAAGCAUAGGGGUCUCUCAGGAAAUCAUCUUCAUAACCUUACUGAGCAAUGGUACAGCGUGCCGAAUGUCCACCCUAACGGAGGAGAUCUCGAAAGGAAACGGGCCAUCUUGAGUGUUUCCCCAAAGGAGAAUUUCUUUAACUCGGGCAUUAGUUGAAUCUCACCAUGUUUCAGAGGGGCAAGGGUGGGGUGGCUGCACAUACACUAAGUGAGGGUAUGACCUGGUCUCAGGGGGCUUAUUUCAUGAAGUCCCCAGCAUUUCACUACAUGCUGUGGAAGUGUCGGGGGAGGGCACCACAGCAGGAAGGGAAGAGGGCAUCUUCAACUUGACCCUCAAGUGUCUCGAGAGGAGGAGUUGACAAAGGAGUUCUAGUGAUCGAGGACUAGAAGGGCACAGAAAGUGUUGGAGCCAACGGGACUGGGAGCGGAGGCAGCUCCAAGAGCCAGAGCCUUCCAGUCAGGGCGGCCUCAGCUUUGUGGAACGUGGCCUUUGACAAGUUAGCUCAGGAAUGACCUUUAUCUGUCAGGUGACAGCUUUUUUCAGGUGGCCAUUUUUCUCUUAAAACUCUGGAAGGUGACGGGCAGAAGGCAAGUGAUGGUGACUGAGCUCCCCUGACCGGGUCAUGCGAGUCGGGGCCACCCGAGAUACGGAAGCACGGGAGUGGGCCGUUCUUGAUGCUGAUGCUAAUGGGCAAGAGCUUCACGCCACAGGGGGGCCGCGACUUCUCUCCCGCAGCAGAACUAGGACCACAGGACGAGCCUGGGCAGGCCUCGCUGGCCCGAGCCCUGAGGAGCUUUCUCCCACCUGUGACUGGAGCGCAUGUUUACACCAGCACUCUUCUGCACACUUACCUACAAUCCAACAAGGCCAUUUUUUAAUGCUGAAUGACGGCAGCCAGAAAGCAGUUCCUGCAUCACACCCUCCCAGCACCCGGUCGCAAUGUCUCCUGCACCGUUUUCCAAACUAGACCUGCUGCUUGGCCCCUCGAGGAGCUCUGUGCCCCCUGCAAGAUGACAUUCCAUUCACCACCACCAGCCAGAAGAUCCAGCCAACUUUGGUGGGCCUGUAGGAGCUCUGUCCGAUGACAGCAAGCCAUUUCCUGGGAAGGAACCUGCUUAGAUCCAUGCAAAUGGCACGAGGCCUCUUGCACAUGGAGUCCACAAGCCAAUGGAAUAUGCAAAGACGAUUUACAAAUAUUUCAGGGCUGGUUUCUCUGUUCAUAUCCAACUCUGGUGCUCAGGAACAGGGACCCAUGCUGAUGCCCAAGGGCAUGGAGAUCCUAUCCCUAUAGGGAAGGGGGGGGUCCCCUGCCCUAUUGCCCAUCAGUGGGCAACCCUAGGCUGUUUAUUUUUCUUGCUUCCCUUUCUUCCAUUUGUUGGCCUUGUGCUGGGUUUGUUUACAGAGGAUGUAUUUUGUUUAACCAAAUAUUUAAAAAAAAAAAAAAGAAAAAAAAAACCUCUCCAUAUAUAAAAUCCCUUUACUCGUCUGUCUGCCUGAGUUCUGUAAUUAUGUAAAAGGAAAAAAAAAUAAACCUUUUUCUUUA